Molecule: messenger RNA, 2182 nt
Organism: Striga asiatica
Lineage: Eukaryota; Viridiplantae; Streptophyta; Magnoliopsida; Lamiales; Orobanchaceae
Source: the annotation of a GenBank genome assembly
AUUUAUAUUUUUUAAUUGUGUUAGUGAUAUUUAAUCCCGUAUUUUACAAUUUUUUAUGCGCGUUGAAAAUAUUUGUCGACGCAAUAUAAAGUUUUCUUGCGAGUGCUUUUGGGUUGUUACUAGCUAACCCCAAAAAGGCUUACAUCUACAUAGAGAAAUUCCCUUUUUUCCGUAGCAAAGAAAAUUAAGGGGAGAAAAAAGUGUGAGAGUGUGCAAAUCUUUGAAUUCAUCAAAACUUUCGUGGCCUUGAAAGUGGGUAUAAAACUAUAAAUUGUUGAAUCAAAGACCACCCUUUUUUUCUCCUGUAUUCUCAUUUUCAAAUAAAACACACUCAGAACUUUCUGUGUCAAAAUUUUCCAGUGGAAAUAAGAAAAAGGACUUCAAAAAAGAGCCCCUUUGUGCACGUAUACGUAUUUGAAGGCAAAAGUGCACUUUCAAACUUUCACAGUAUCCAAGGGGUCUUCCAUUUCUGGUGAGGGGCCUCAAGAGUUUUUAAUGGGAUUAUCACUUUCAAUACUUUUCUCCGCCUGGCAAGAAAUCGUGAACAAAACUCGACCAAUUAUAUCCGAACAACCGGCACAAAUGACGGUGGCUAAUAAAGAAGUCAAGGAGAUGAGUCGAAAAAACUCGAUUAAAUUGCCUAAAUGUGAGCCCGUCAGGUUGGUGCUCGGGACCUCGCUCUCGUUCAAGGACUUAAGCUUGAGCGCGAAAUCACAAUCUAAUGACAAAAGUGAUUGCGGUAAGCUAACUCUGCCUGAGCCAGCCAUAAUGUUCUCACCAAGGCCCGUAACCGAGCUUGAUGCGGCAGCUGUUAAGCUCCAAAAGGUUUAUAAGAGCUAUCGAACGAGAAGGAAUCUCGCGGAUUGUGCUGUUGUUGUGGAGGAGCUAUGGUGGAAGGCAUUGGACUUUGCUGCUUUGAAAAGGAGCUCGGUCUCGUUUUUCAAUGUUGAGAAACGAGAAUCUGCUGUUUCGAGGUGGGCCAGAGCUCGGACUAGAGCAGCAAAGAUUGAUCCGCGCCAUAGAUACGGCCACAAUUUGCAUCUGUAUUACGACGUAUGGUUCAAUAGCGAAAGUUCUCAGCCUUUCUUUUACUGGUUGGACGUUGGAGAUGGAAAAGAAGUAAAUCUCGAGAGGUGCCCGAGAACUAAUUUGCAACGGCAAUGCAUCAAGUACCUCGGUCCAAAGGAGAGAGAGUCAUUUGAGGUUGUGGUUGAAAAUGGGAAGCUCGUUUACAAAGAAAGCGGUAUGUUAGUGGAAACAAUCGAGGGCUCGAAAUGGAUAUUCGUUCUGAGCACGACAAGAACUCUUUACGUGGGUCAGAAGAAGAAAGGCCUCUUCCAGCACUCGAGUUUCUUAGCCGGAGGCGCAAUCACGGCCGCAGGCCGCUUGGUCGCUCAUGCUGGUGUUCUCGAGGCAAUCUGGCCAUACAGCGGUCACUAUCUCCCAACCGAAGAGAACUUCAAGGAAUUCAUAAGCUUCCUCGAGGAACACCUUGUCGACCUCGCAAACGUAAAGAGAUGCGCGACCGAUGAUGACCGUCCUCCAAUCGGUAAAGACUCGUACGAGGAUCAAACCGUAAAUUACAACCACGAAGAGAGCAAUAAUAAUAAGCCGGUUUUCAACUUGGCGAAGCGAAUGUCGUGCAAAUGGAGCACGGGAGCUGGGCCGAGGAUCGGUUGUGUCCGGGAGUACCCUGCCGAGCUGCAAUUCCGGGCACUCGAGCAGGUCAACCUUUCGCCUCGGCUGGUGAACGGGUCACCACCCAAAUAUGGCCCAAUCCCAUCACCUAGGCCCAGCCCAAAGGUACGGCUGUCUCCUAGAGUUGCAUAUAUGGGACUGCCGAGCCCGAGGACAGCUAUACCGGCGGCUAACUGAGGAUUUAUUUAUCAAUGCAAAUUAAGAGGGAAAACGCAGCUCAGUACUUGUGUUGUGAUGGGAGGAACUAACUCUUGAGAAAUAUAUCUUUCUUCUUUUAUUCAGUUAUUAUGUGAAAAGGCUUAUUUGCAUGCCACACUCUUUUUGCUCUGUUUUGGGCUUUACCUCUUGUAACAGUUGGAAGUUAGGUUAAUUAUUUGUACGAUUUUAUGUUGUUACUUUGUUUUUUGGAGGGGGGUGUAGAAUUUCACUUUUGUUCCAACUUCCAUGCUAUUAAUUAAUCCAGAAAUAAAGCAUUUCAUUUCUG